This is a messenger RNA of Orussus abietinus, 2079 nucleotides long. Its product is annotated as probable phytanoyl-CoA dioxygenase. Gene Ontology annotation, biological process: fatty acid alpha-oxidation. The record is from RefSeq and is a predicted model, not a curated record. Bases 953 to 1960 code for a protein of 335 amino acids. Gene Ontology annotation, molecular function: phytanoyl-CoA dioxygenase activity. Lineage: Eukaryota; Metazoa; Arthropoda; Insecta; Hymenoptera; Orussidae. The transcript has 7 exons.
AACGUGUAUUUAUUAUGUAACGUGAAUUAAUAAAAUUAACAUAACCCAUAAAAUACCGAUACGUCAUGUGCAUGUUAUCUUGCGUCAUUCGUUUUAUAACGGUGUUAUAACCUCGCGUAGAAAAUAAGUAACAUGUUCUGCAUAUGUGUUACGUUCCAUGUUACAAAGAUUUAUAUAACGGAUAAAUUGUUACGAAAUUCUGCUUGGUUUUGAUGAACCCGUCUUGAGAAGUUCUAUAAAAUUAACAUAACCCAUAAGAUACCGAUACGUCAUGUGCAUGUUAUCUUGCGUCAUUCGUUUUAUAACGGUGUUAUAUCCGCACGUAAAAAAUAGUAACAUGUUCUGCAUAUGUGUUACGUUACAAAGACUUAUAUAACGGAUAAAUUGUUACGGAAUCCUGUUUGGUUUCGAUGAACCCGCCUUGAGAAGCGAAGAAGGACCCGCGCCGCGGCGUCUCGCUCGUCGGCAUCGCAUUUCCCAAGAAGAGGAGCCGGAAUGUCUGGCCAAGUCGGUUCUCAUUUCUUGCGCCUGCAUCGGGCUGCAUCGAGUGCACGUCACGGAGAAUGGCGGAAAUAUAUGUAAACGAGCUUUGAGGCUGAUAUGCAGCGAGUGGCGAGUCCUCUCGUCGCCGUUACGAGUUAAAUCCGGCCAGUCGAGCGGCCGUCGCGCGUGCCACCAGGCGCCGCCAUCUUGGAACAUUUAGAGUUACCAAUUCGCGAUGCAGCGGCCGACUUAGGGUGCCUUUAAUCGCCGGACGCCGAUCUCCCGAGGUCAGAGCUUCCCGAAACAACUUUGGGCCGUUAUCACCGAGACCGCGGCGUUAUCGCGAAGCCAGUUUCCCCUCGGCAGUGAAUCGGUCAAUGUCGACUGCACUUGAUGGCAAACGGACGUCCGUUUGAUUGCGAUCGAUCUCUCUAACGAUCCCGUUUUCUUUCCAGACACGAAUUCAAAGAUGGCGCCACUACCGGCCACGAUGCAGCGCCUCGUGAAAUCGUAUCGAGCAUCGGUUACCUGCCUGGCGACGGGACGCGGCCGCGAGUUCGGUGCACCUUCAAUUCAACAGCUCGUUAAGAAUAGCUAUUCCACGAGCGAGAUGUCAAAGCUCAGCCUGACAAGAGACACCGGUCGCUUUUCGACGGCCCAGCGUAUCUUCUACGAGGACAACGGAUAUCUUCUGUUGCCCCGACUGGUGCCCCUAGAUCUCCUCGAAAAAUGCAGCCAAAGAUUCGACGAUAUCGCGAGCGGCAAGGUGGACCACGGGAACAUGACAGUCAUGAGAGACGUGAAGGACCGAUCCGUGGUGGUCAAGGUCCAGGAUCUGAACUUCGACGGCGUCUUCAAGGAGUAUAUUAAGUUCGACCAGCUGCUCGACGCCGUGGAGCCGUUCACGGGGCCGAAUGUAAUGGCGAUGCACAGCAUGUACAUCGCGAAGCCUCCUGACUCGGGCUCUGGAUCCUCCUGGCACCCACCUCAUCAGGAUCUUUACUACUUCCCGUUCCGGCCCGCGGAUCGAAUCGUGGCGGCCUGGACGGCCAUCGAACCUGCCACGAAAGAAAACGGUUGUCUCCAAGUGUCCCCAGGGUCUCAUCGCGCCUUUCCAUUGCUCCCUCACGAGUAUCCUCCGAAUACGGUCAACAAGUUCUACCACGGAAUUCAGAAACUACCCAACUCUAUAUUGUGGCUGGACCUCGAGAUGCAACCCGGCGACACGAUUCUCUUCCACCCUCUGUUGAUCCACUCGUCAGGAAUAAAUCGGACCACCAGAACAAGAAGGUCGAUUUCCUGCCAUUACGCCGCUGCCGAGUGUUCCUACAUUGAGGUCAAAGGAACCGUGCAAGAAGUGGUGUCUGACGAAAUACUCAGCGUGCUGCGUCGCCGAUUUCCUGGAGCCGAAAUUAAAUACGACGACGUGUGGCGAAUGAAGUCCACCAUUGUUCGAGGAAUACGUUCCUCGCUUUAACCCUUUGGCUACUAAACGGACCUAAAGACCUCCGGCGGCAUAUGGUCCAAUAUUGCCUGCACGCCUUAAUGAAUUUCGGCCAUAUGUCGAAAGGGUUCCAUAGGAUGAAAGGAUCAUUC